Molecule: messenger RNA, 2441 nt
Organism: Phlebotomus argentipes
Lineage: Eukaryota; Metazoa; Arthropoda; Insecta; Diptera; Psychodidae
Exons: 6
Coding region: 1-2244 (747 amino acids)
Source: RefSeq, a predicted model, not a curated record
AUGGAGCGCCGGACGCGUCCUCCUGACGUCGAGGAGGCGCUGUCCUCGAUGCUGUGGACGCCCUACGAGCGGACACCCUCGGCCACGUCCUCCGACGAGGGCGAGGCGUCGCCGCGACGGCCGGCCAGGAGCAAAGGGAAGUCCGUGAGCUUCGCGCAGAGGCCAUACAGCAUGCCCUACUUCAUCCCGACGCCCCACCUCGCCAAACCGCCGUCUUAUGAGAAUUUCGUGUUCGCCAAGAAGAUUCCCGCGUCGUCGAUCAACAGCUUGCCUUACUCGAGAAUGCCGCACUCGUUCACUGACAACUUCGUCCAGUACCAGGACUCUCUGGGCGCCGCGGGCCGCUUCUCCGCCGGCGACUUUGGCGCUUUGGUGGACUUGUCGCCGCUCGUCGGCAAGGGCGAGCGUGUGAUGUAUGCGUCGUCGUCGGGCUGCCAUGGAGACCUACAUUUUUCCAAAUGCGACACCAUCGUGCCUGCCCGAGCGGGCCCGACGCCGAACAGCACACUCGCGGAUCUACCUUCAGUGUUUGGGGUCAGUAAACCUCGUGGCGAUCGCCCGAGUGUGUGUGCCUCACAUGGUGCAUCGGCGCGAGUGGUGGGGGCCGCCUCGGUUGCCUCGGAGCCCAGCUCGGCGAGCGGCGGCAGUUGUGUGCGAGUCGACCAGCCGGACGGGUGCUUGUCGCGCGGGAGUGAGCAAGUGGCCCGCAGGAGUGAUUACCAUGCAAUGAGGUUCAGUGUGCCCGCCACGGACGCGCCCGAGGGCGCCGCCACGGUCUUCGUGGCGGACGCGCCGCGGCCCAGCCUCACGAUCCACGUGAACCAGAGUGAUCAAGAGCAGGAUGUUGUGAACCAGCCGUCUGGCGUGAGUAUUGUUAAUUGUUAUCGAGCAGUGCCUGUGCAACUUGUGAGUAGUGCUAAGAGUGAAUCAGUGAAUGCCAAUGAGUGCGCCCGUGACACGCACGUGAGUGAGGAGGUGUGCGCCGAUCCCGAGCGCACCUUCACGUCCACCGAGGCGCAAACGGACGAUCUGCCGGUGCAUCGGCCGCCCGUGAGCGGCAUCAGUGCGCGCGAGCAGCGGCGCCGCGAGCGCCGCGAGAGGCGGCAGGCCAGGAGCAGGUCGCAGCACAUCCAUCCCCACGGGGCGGUAGUGCGGCCGGCCUUCGAGAUACUGCCCGACAUCCUCAACAGCCACCUGCCGCCGCCUUACUCCACGCUGCCGCUCGACACGUCCUCCCCGCCCCCGCCGCCGCUCUUGCCGCCGCCCCUCAUCCCCACGAUCCCCGUGGGGCCCGUGGUGGCGGCCAACGACACCAGAUACGUCUUCCCGCUGCCCAUCAUCAGACGGUCUCCAUCGGAGCGCUCGGGCAAGGGAUGCUGCGGUCAGUGGUUCGCCGGACCCCCGCUGCGAGCCCUGAUUGCCGUCGUGGCGCUGGGCGGCGUGGCGUGUGCAAUCGGAGGAGCUGCCCUGGGCGCCACAGGAUUAGCCGGACCGCCGUCCUCCCACUUGACGGCCGCCCUCCUGAUGAUAGGCGUUGGCAUAAUUCUGGUGACGGUGAGUGGAGCUGCGUGGCGGAUGACGGCUCCGGGAGCGCCACCGUGCUUGGGCCUGGGCACUGGCGCGGACUUCGAUCGCUGCGGCCGGCGGCCCUGCAGUGGCCGCGGCGCCCCGCACGGUCUCCUCUAUCCAGAGUUUCAGCACAGGCCGCCGCCGCCUUCCUACCAAGCCAGCAUGCAGGAGUACAGACUCAGGCUCCUGCUCCUGGACAGGGAUCGCCAGGCGGGUGUUGUCCGGGGUGCCUCCCCGCCGCCCACGUAUCGAUCGGACGCCGGAAGUCUCCUGAGGCCUUCCUUGCGCUGCAACAGUCCAGCCGCCAGCGUUCUAGGCUCUCGGCAGCAGGCGGCGCAGACCUCCGAGCACAGCUUGCCGCCGAGCUAUCGAGCGCGCAGCCGGCUUCGCCGCGGCGGCUCUCGCAUCCCCGAGGCCACCACGGACGUCAGUAUUACGCCGGAGCAGCAGCAACACCAGCAGCAGCUGGCGCAGGCGGAGGCGCCGCGAGUCAGUGAAAAUAGUCAGGCGGCGGACGCCACGGAAGAGGCCGCCAAGGGCGCCGACAGUGGCGCGGCGGCCGCGGCGGAUGGACUGAGUCAGGACGAUCUCGUGACAAUUGUGACGAUUUCCGGCUCGUGCGACGCCAGCGUGCAGAAUGCCACCAGCGAGAUGGACAUCCUGGCGCAUCUGUAGCCGCCGUGCGCCGGCGGCGUGUAGAUAGUGACAAAGAGCCCUCUAAGAAAGUCGAGGAGAACAACUAAACCAUGUGCCUGAUAAACGAAAGAGACAGAGAGAGAGAGAUGACAGAGAGAAGAUUAUUGUGUAAUAAUGUUGAAAGAGAAUUAAUAAAUCAAUUGACGAAAAGUCAUGCGCCAUUUGUUGCUCGGAAA